Messenger RNA from Gopherus evgoodei (Goodes thornscrub tortoise), 4195 nucleotides. It is a transcript of the gene GRIN2D, whose product is annotated as glutamate ionotropic receptor NMDA type subunit 2D. Gene Ontology annotation, molecular function: transmitter-gated monoatomic ion channel activity involved in regulation of postsynaptic membrane potential; NMDA glutamate receptor activity. Lineage: Eukaryota; Metazoa; Chordata; Testudines; Testudinidae. The transcript has 13 exons. Bases 116 to 4195 code for a protein of 1359 amino acids. Gene Ontology annotation, cellular component: postsynaptic density membrane; NMDA selective glutamate receptor complex; postsynaptic membrane. The record is from RefSeq and is a predicted model, not a curated record. Gene Ontology annotation, biological process: long-term synaptic potentiation; excitatory postsynaptic potential; synaptic transmission, glutamatergic.
CGGGUGUCGCUCCGGUUUUUGCACGGCUCCGGCUCUGCUGCAGAGGUUUCUGAGCUCCCAGCCCUGCUGUGCAACGGAGGUGUCAUGAAAAGGGGAAGUGCUGAGGCCCUGCGAGAUGAGCCUGUCCCCUGGCCCCCCCGCUGCUAGGAUGCUCUUUGUGCUGGCUCUGGCCUGCGCCAGCCCCUUCCUGGAUCUGCGCCCAGACGGGCCGCGCUCGCUCAACGUGGCCAUCAUCUUCAGCGGCUCGUCCUACACGCCCGAGAGCGCCCGCUUCGCCCCCACCGCCUUCCGCAACUUCUCCAUGGAGGUGAACCCUGUCUCGGUGCUGCUCAACGACACCAACCCCCGCAGCCUCAUUGUGCGCCUGUGCGACGUUCUCUCCUCCCUGCGCAUCCAUGGCGUGGUCUUCGAGGACGACACACGCACUGAGGCCGUGGCCCAGAUCCUGGACUUCAUCUCGGCCCAGACCUCAGUGCCCAUCAUUGGCAUCAAUGGGGGCUCGGCCAUCGUCCUCACACCCAAGGAGAAAGGCUCCACCUUUCUGCAGCUGGGCUCAUCGACGGAGCAACAGCUGCAGGUGAUGUUCGAGGUGCUGGAGGAGUACGACUGGACGGCCUUUGCUGUCAUCACCACGCUCUUCCCCGGCUACGAGGACUUUGUGGAUUAUAUCGAAGUGCUGACGGACAGCAGCUUCAUUGGCUGGGAACACCGGGGCGUCCUGACCCUCAACCUGACCGAUGACCCUGACGACUCCAGACUCAAGCGCCAGCUGCGGGAGAUCCCUGCCCAGAUCCGCCUGCUCUACUGCUCCCGCGAGGAGGCGGAGAGCAUCUUCCAGGCAGCACGGGACGCCGGCCUCACCGGACCUGGCUAUAUCUGGUUCAUGGUGGGCACGAACCUGGGUGGCACUGACUACAUGCCUGAGCACCUGCCCGUCGGCCUCUUCACAGUGUUGUCGGCCGGCUGGCGGGACGACCUGCACCACCGUGUCCAGAACGGGGUGGCCAUCAUUGCCAAGGGUGCCGAGGCACUUGCCAGGGACUACGGCUUCAUUCCCGAGUUCAACAACGACUGCCGGGCACCCAACCUUAGCCAGAUCCAUGAGAACCUCCACCGGUAUUUCAUGAACAUCACAUGGGGGCAAAAGGAUUUCUCCUUCAAUGAGGAUGGCUACCUCAUCAACCCAUCGCUGGUCGUCAUCUCCCUCAACAAGGAGCGUACUUGGGAGGUGGUUGGGAGCUGGGAGCACCAGAUCCUACGCAUGAAGUACCCGGUCUGGUCACGCUAUGGCAAGUUCCUGCAGCCGGUGGACGACGACCAGCACCUGACGGUGGCCACGCUGGAGGAGCGGCCCUUCGUCAUCGUCGAGAACAUCGACCCAGCCACCGGCACAUGCAUCCGGGACUCGGUUCCCUGCCGCAACCAGCUGAACCGCACCGACAGCCACCCCACAGACCCGCUGCUUUUUGAGAAGAAAUGCUGCAAAGGGUUCUGCAUCGACAUCCUCAAGCGACUGGCUAAGACCGUGGGCUUCACCUACGACCUCUACCUGGUCACCAACGGCAAGCACGGCAAAAAGAUCGACGGGGUCUGGAAUGGCAUGAUUGGGGAGGUGUUUUACCUGCGUGCGGACAUGGCCAUCGGCUCCCUGACUAUCAACGAGGAACGCUCCGAGAUCAUCGACUUCUCCGUGCCCUUCGUCGAGACGGGCAUCAGCGUCAUGGUCUCACGGAGCAACGGGACCGUCUCGCCCUCCGCCUUCCUGGAGCCCUACAGCCCAGCUGUCUGGGUGAUGAUGUUCGUCAUGUGUCUGACCGUGGUGGCCGUCACCGUCUUCAUCUUUGAGUACUUCAGCCCUGUGGGUUAUAACCGCAGCCUGGCCGCUGGGAAACGCACGGGGGGCUCCAAGUUCACCAUUGGCAAGUCCAUCUGGUUGCUCUGGGCUCUGGUCUUCAACAACUCGGUGCCCGUGGAGAACCCCAAGGGCACCACCAGCAAGAUCAUGGUGCUGAUCUGGGCCUUCUUCGCUGUCAUCUUCCUCGCCAGCUACACAGCCAACCUGGCCGCCUUCAUGAUCCAGGAGGAGUACGUGGACACGGUGUCGGGGCUGAGUGACCGCAAGUUCCAGAAGCCGCAGGACCAGUACCCACCGCUCAAGUUUGGCACGGUGCCCAACGGCAGCACGGAGAAGAACAUCCGCAGCAAUUACCCCGACAUGCACACCUACAUGGUGAAGUACAACCAGCGCAGCGUGGAGGACGCCCUGCAGCACCUCAAGUCGGGGAAGCUGGACGCCUUCAUCUACGACGCGGCCGUGCUGAACUACAUGGCGCGGAAGGACGAGGGCUGCAAGCUGGUGACCAUCGGCAGUGGGAAGGUCUUCGCCACCACCGGCUACGGCAUCGCCCUGCAGAAGGGCUCCCGCUGGAAGCGCCCCAUCGACCUGGCCCUGCUGCAGUUCCUGGGCGAUGACGAGAUCGAGAUGCUGGAGCGGCUCUGGCUCUCGGGAAUCUGCCACAACGACAAGAUCGAGGUGAUGAGCAGCAAGCUGGACAUCGACAACAUGGCGGGCGUCUUCUACAUGCUGCUGGUGGCCAUGGGGCUCAGCCUGCUGGUCUUCGCCUGGGAGCACCUCAUCUACUGGAAGCUGCGGCACUGCAUGCGCCACACCGGGCGGCUGGACUUCCUGCUGGCCUUCAGCCGGGGCAUGUACAGCUGCUGCACCAGCGAGGACGCCAAGAUGCCGGACCAUCAGCAGCUGCCCAUCCUGAACCACAGCUACCCCCCGCAACGCAGUGGGGCCACGGCCUUGCCCAGCCCCCCUGCCCCACCCCUGCCCUGCAGCAGCUUCCUGCCCCGGGACCGGCGCAUCGUGGAGCGCUGGCGCCAUGCCCGCAGCCCCAACUGCUACAAGGACCUGUACCCCCCGCCCGCCCCCUCGGAGCCCCCCAAAGCGCCCCCGCAGCGCCACGGCCUCCAGAACGCCUUCACCGAGGGCUUCCACCGCUUCUACGGCCCCAUCGAGCCCGAGGGGCUCUCGGACCACCUGGGGGCCGCCGGCGGGGCCCAGCCCAAGAAGCUGGGGCCCUGCCCGCUCUCCCCGCCCCUCCGGAGCCUGGAGAACCCCCCGUCCUACUUCGCCAUCGUGCGGGAGAAGGAGGGUCCCGACCCGGGCGCCUCGGCCUGGCAGAGGAAGUCACUGCGGGGACUGUACGAAAGUUUCCAGGCGGGCAAGGCCGGGAGCCGGACGCCAGAGGCCAAGAAACACGGCGGCGGGGGGCUGGGCAGCGGCUACGCCGCCAAGGGCCCCUGCGAGGCGGAGUGCGGCCGGCCGGCCCAGGAGCCGGGCCGAUACGGCUACACCCGGCUCUCCUACGAAGACGAGCGCAGCCCGCCCCUGGGGGCGGCCCCCUGCGGGCGGGAGCGGCGCUACCGGCGGCCCCCGGAGCCGCGGGACAGCGAGAGCCAGCCCUUGCUGCGGCCCACCUGCCCGGCCAGCCGCUCCCACGUCUGCCGCAGCCGCGCCCGCCCGCCGCCGCCGCCGCCCGCCGGCUUCCCCAGCCAGAGCCGCUACGUGGAGCUCUCGGACUCGGACUCGGAGCCGUGCGAGCAGGACGGGCCGUGCCCGGAGGCCUCCCCCCCGGCUGGGGCGCCCCCGGCCGACGGGCACAGCUGCUGGUACGCGGCCCCCGAUUUCUUCUGCACCUACCCCGCCCGGGAGCCCCCGCUCUUCGCCCCGCACAAGCCCGUGCGCUACUGGUCGGCCGACAAGCUGGCCCCCUGCCGCUCGUGCCACCGGCUCUGCCCGCACUGCACCAGCCUGGAGCUGCUGCCCCCCCCGACGCCGCCCUGCCGCAAGGAGGCCCGGGGCUACUUCAGCCGCUCCGAGGAGCGCCUGGAGCGCUGGCUGGACUGGGAACACCGCCUCUGCAGCCCCUACAGCUGCCUGGCGCCCCGGCACCACCACGGCCUCUACCGGCGCUGCCACCACCACCACUCCUGCGAGCUGGGCCCGGCCGGCUCCCUGCUGCACCCCACCUCCCGCAGCCUGGAGGACCUGAGCUCCUGCCACCUUGUGCGCUGCGGCCUGGCCCCCCACCGCCUCGGCUUCUCCCCGCCCCGCCUGACCCGCAGCGGGGAGCUCUUUGCCCGCCGCGGCUCCGCCCACUUCUCCAGCCUCGAGUCCGAGGUAUGA